Molecule: messenger RNA, 874 nt
Organism: Zootermopsis nevadensis
Lineage: Eukaryota; Metazoa; Arthropoda; Insecta; Blattodea; Termopsidae
Gene: ND-B22
Product: NADH dehydrogenase (ubiquinone) B22 subunit
Biological process (GO): mitochondrial electron transport, NADH to ubiquinone
Cellular component (GO): respiratory chain complex I
Source: RefSeq, a predicted model, not a curated record
UUAAUUAAUAUAAAUAAGUUUGGUAUUCUCGUACCAUAUAACAGUCAUCUGGGUUCAUAACGAUUCUGUUUGUACCAUCUUUGGUAUCAACCACGUUUGACAAGAACAGCUGAUCAGAUUAGUAUAGUACGGCUCCAAUACGUUUAAGGGUUGGUCGUUGUGUUGGAAAAUGUCGGUCGGUACUUCGUUAUAUCUGUUUUCACACACCCAAAAGGUUUGCAGGCUUUACAAAAGAGCUCUAAGGAAUUUGGAAUCGUGGUAUGAUAGACGUGAAGUUUUUCGAUAUGAAGCUGUACUGCUAAGACAGCGGUUUGAAGAAAAUCGUGAUGUAAAGGAUAUGCGGAUAGCAAAACAGCUGCUGGAGAAGGGAGAGCAGGAACUGUUUGAGAAACAGCAUUACCAACCAAAGAAAUUUCCGAAGUCUCCAGGAGGAACUGCAUAUGAACGUGAAGUUUUACCACCAGACUGGGUAUUGGACUACUGGCACCCUCUUGAAAAGGCACAGUAUCCUGAAUACUUUGCCCGCCGUGAACUCCGCAAGAAAGAGUUCAUCGAAAUGUGGGAGAAAAAGUACGGCAAACCACCAAAGGAAGAAGCACAUCACUGAAUGUGUGUUACUGAACAGAUAGUAUGAUGAACACAGAAAUGUGAUUUAAAGACAGUUUGUAUUUAGAUUUGACGUGGUAGCUUCAAACAAGUGUAAGAAUUUUCAAUAGUAAAAGUUGGCACUUGGCUGUGGAAUUAUCUGGAGCACUAAAUUUCAUACAUAGUUAACAAUUGUAUAACCAUUAUGAAAUUAAUAGGUUUUGUACAUUAAGAUAAAAGACGGAACUGUAAAUAUAAUAAUGCUAAUAAAGAUGUUUCUUCACUUAUA